Molecule: messenger RNA, 585 nt
Organism: Acyrthosiphon pisum (pea aphid)
Lineage: Eukaryota; Metazoa; Arthropoda; Insecta; Hemiptera; Aphididae
Exons: 2
Coding region: 1-585 (194 amino acids)
Biological process (GO): DNA integration
Molecular function (GO): nucleic acid binding
Source: RefSeq, a predicted model, not a curated record
AUGCUUCCAAAUUAUCGUGUCAAACAGCUCAAACCGUUCGCCAGUAUUGGAGUCGAUUAUGCUGGUCCCAUUACCCUGAAGGGAGGCCAAUUGAGUUCCACCUUGUCAACCGAGACAUUCUUGUUGGCCUUUGCUCGUUUCACAGCUCGCCGUGGUCCCGUAAAGAAUGUGCAUAGUGACAACGGAACCAACUUUGUCAGGGCUUCCAUACUACUAACCCCAUUAAAGGCCUUCAUUCAUUCGUCAACUUACCAAGAUCGUGUAUCUAGCUACUUAGGUGCCAAACAAAUUCGUUGGCAUUUUAACCCGCCAUCAUCUCCACAUUUUGGUGGACUGUGGGAAGCUGGUGUGAAAUCGACCAAAUCAUUGAUUCUUAAAUCAAUAGGUACCCAACGCUUGACAGGAGAGGAAUUAACUACACUGCUUCCUCAAAUCGAAGCCACGCUGAACUCACGCUCUCUCUGUCUAUUGAGUAACGACCCUACUGACUUAGAGGCACUUACGCCGAGUCACUUCCUAACUCUUGAACCGUCAACGUCACUCCCUGACCCAAACUUGGACUCCAUUCCAUUAUCAAAAUUAUAG